Messenger RNA from Camellia sinensis, 630 nucleotides. NCBI's taxonomy places the organism in Eukaryota, Viridiplantae, Streptophyta, Magnoliopsida, Ericales, Theaceae. The record is from RefSeq and is a predicted model, not a curated record.
AUGGCUCCCUAUGAAGCUUUAUAUGGGCGAAGAUGUAGAACUCCAGUAUGUUGGGAUGAGGUUGGAGAGAGAAAAUUGUUAGGGCCAGAGAUUGUUCAAAUUACUACCAAUAAAGUGCAUAUUAUUCGAGAAAGGUUAAAGGCGGCUCAAAGUAGACAAAAGAGCUAUGCAGAUAAUCGAAGGAGAGAUUUGGAAUUUCAAGUGGGAGAUCAUGUAUUUUUACGAAUCUCGCCAUGGAAGGGAGUGAUGCGAUUUGGUAAGAAAGGCAAACUAAGUCCAAGGUAUAUUGGGCCAUUUGAGAUAUUAGAGCGCAUUGGCAAGACUGCUUAUCGUUUGGCCUUACCACCUAGUCUAUCUCGCAUUCACAAUGUGUUUCAUGUAUCCACAUUGAAGAAGUACAUGCCUGACCCAUCACACGUGUUAGAUUUCCAACCAAUCCAACUCAAGGAUAAUUUGUCUUAUGAAGAGGAAGCCAUAGAGAUUGUGGACAUGAAGGAUCAAGUACUACGUUCCAAGACCAUACCACUAGUAAAGGUAUUGUGGAAAAAUCAUGCUUUGGAGGAAGCUACUUGGGAGCGGGAGGAUAAUAUGAAAAUUCGAUAUCCACAUCUUUUUCAAGAUAUGAACUAG